This is a messenger RNA of Cantharellus anzutake, 1332 nucleotides long. RefSeq lists its product as uncharacterized. The record is from RefSeq and is a predicted model, not a curated record. NCBI's taxonomy places the organism in Eukaryota, Fungi, Basidiomycota, Agaricomycetes, Cantharellales, Hydnaceae. The transcript has 5 exons. Bases 1 to 1332 code for a protein of 443 amino acids.
AUGAGCGCCAAGUCACCGAUAGCCACCAACUGGGUGACUCCCUUUGGGAGUCCCAGUAUCCCUCACUACCGGUACGCUCCAUUGAGUGCCAAGUCACCGCUAGCCAAACACUCCCAGCACACCCGCUACCGGCAUGCUCCCAGGAGUGCCAAGUCCCCAUUAGCAGACAGUCAGGUUGUUCUUCAUGGACUCCAUGAUUUAAAUGAGGCAUUUUACCCUAUCUCAACACUCAUUUGUGCUCUUGCAGAGUUCUCAGUCCUUAUUUCUCUGGAAGUCCAUACUGAUGAAACUCUUGAAUGGGGUCAUAAAGUUGUGCAGCGACUUUCAGAUGCAAUGAAACAGCUAGUUGGGAAUAUGAAAAAGGCACACACUAAAUCAUUAGCACCCAAUGGGCAGAAAUCUUGGCUGUUCCCCAAAGCACAUGCAACAUCUCACACCUUUGAUGAUGUGUGCAAGAAAGGGGCCCUUAUUCAUGCCAGUACCAAGCCAGGUGAAAGGCAUCAUUGGGAAUACUGGCAGAUGUAUUUGUCAAGUAACAAAAAAAAUGUUGACAAGCAGAUUGUGCUUAAGGACCAACACAAAGCAGUUUUGAAGUUAAUAAAGCGGAAUAUUGAGCAUGCAGAAGAAUAUAAUGCUCAGCAGAUAAUGCCCAGGGAGCCCAGUGAUGACUCACACAUUCCAACACACCAGGAUGAUGAAGUAAUUCACAUCAAAUUACGCAGCCCACACAGGCAUCCAUAUGGCCUCACUCUCAGCAUGGUUGAGCAUGAACAAACCAUGGCCCAACAUUCCAUUUUCAAGGAUUUCCAGCAUAAAACACUCAAUUUCCUCAAAACAGUUUAUGGGCUGGCAACCUUACUUCCUAAAACUGAGAAUAUCACUGAGUACCACUUGCUUGAGGUUGCAUAUGAGUCACAAGUUCACUGGUACACCAAUCAUGAUUUACUCUGCACCAAUCCAAAUUUCUAUGGGCAAGCCCACUAUGAUUCUGUAAUGGUAGACACAGUCAAUGGCCCAGCUUUUGCCCAGCUGGUCCUGAUGUUUGGUAUCACACCUUCAAGUAUCAUUGGUACAGUACAACUUGCCCUCAUCCGCUGCUACACUCCUAUCCACCCCAGUUCCUGCCCACUUUCAGACAAACCUGUUAGCUUCAGACGAUUCAAACUUAGUGAAGAAAGUUCAUCCACUAUCAUCUCAUUGGAAUCUGUCAUUUGUGGAGUGUUGGUCCCCACAUUCUUGGAGUCCAGCAAUGGAGCAGACACAUUUUUUGUCAAUGACCUUGUUGAUGGUGACAUAUUUAUUCGAAUGAGGCAUUUAACACACUGUAGCUGA